This is a messenger RNA of Cherax quadricarinatus, 4124 nucleotides long. Lineage: Eukaryota; Metazoa; Arthropoda; Malacostraca; Decapoda; Parastacidae. The record is from RefSeq and is a predicted model, not a curated record.
GGGUGUAUGGUGGCUGGCUUCUUGACAGUGUUUUCCUCCGAGCUGUCCAUCUUGACGCUGACUGUGAUCACGUUGGAGCGCUGGUACGCCAUCACCUACGCUAUUCAUCUCAACAAGAGGCUGCGCCUGCCAGUGGCUCUCAAGGUGAUGAUUCUCGCCUGGAUUUACGCUAUUACCAUGGCAGCUCUUCCUCUUAUGGGCGUCUCAGGCUAUUCUAAGACCAGCAUUUGCUUGCCUAUGGAAGCGAAUGAUGGAGGUGACCAAGUUUACCUGCUUAUCCUCCUCAUCACCAAUGGUCUCGCUUUCAUCCUCAUCUGUGUCUGCUAUGCAAAAAUGUAUUGUUCUAUUGCAGGCAACAACAUGGCAGCUAGCACCUCAGACACCACUGUAGCUAAGCGUAUGGCACUCCUGGUUUUUACUGACUUUGCUUGUUGGGCCCCAGUGGCUUUUUUUGGGUUAACAGCCGUGUCAGGUUACCCUCUUAUUAGUGUAACACACGCUAAAUUUCUGUUAGUUUUCUUCUAUCCCCUCAAUUCCUGUGCUAACCCCUAUCUGUAUGCUAUUCUCACGAAGCAAUAUCGUCGUGACCUCUUCAUCCUGCUGGCUCGACAUGGCUUCUGCACCAAGCGAGCAAUGAAGUACAAAGGGGGCUACUCGACUAACACCUGGCUCAAUCACCAUAAUGUUUGUGUCAGUGGUGGAACGGGUGGAGGCCCAAGUAGACGUAUAUCAACACUGACGCAAAUCACAACCUGCGGUGAUUGGCGAAACCGCGUUAGGGAUGGUUCAGAGGAGAGUCUUGGUCGCCAGUGUUCACCCAGCCGGCCAAGGAGCAUCUCAGCUGAGCUCACACUCUCCAGCUCUAUGACCAUACUUUAACUGACCGUCGAUUCUCUGACGUUGGUCGACGACUGCAGCCUGUAGCAGAGGUGCGGGAUGGCAGAGUAUCUCCCAGACUCUGUACACUGACUCCUAACUCUGGCUCGCCUCACCCUAUCAAGAACUGCUAUGCUCGCAUGAACUUUACGCCCGAACAAGAAGCAAUGCUUCUGCGAUAUGCAUCUAACAAACAGCCUUGUGUGACGCUUGGCAAAGCUUGGAAACGCACUGGCUCUUUUGACAAAGACGAGACUGUCCCGAUGUCCAUCUACUCACCAACUACACCAGACACAGUUACCACGCCGGUAUCACCACAGCAGGACCACUCAGUAUAGACGUUUUAUGCCCAGUCUUAGGCAAGCCUCAAAACUUCUCAAGCUGAUUCCUAUGUUUCUUAUAUCAUACAAUUGUAAAAGUAAGAAAGUGGAAAGAAAAUUAGUUUCCUAUUAUAUAAGAGUAUUUUUAGUGAUUAUAAUGACUAUUCAAUUUAGUGAUGAUUAUAGUGAGAUAAACCAUGAUACGGGUAAGAUAAACCAUAGCAUGGGUGAGAUAAACCAUAGCAUGGGUGAGAUAAACCAUGAUACGGGUGAGAUAAACCAUGGUACGAGUGAAAUAAACCAUGGUUCGGGUGGCUUUAAGACCUGCACAGUAACUCCAGGCUUUAAAACUCACCAUUUAUGAUAUCUGUAUUAGCAGUAAUGUUGAGGCAGAAGUGCUUAUGAUUUUUUUUAAUGUCAAUUCUCAAGUUGAAUGUGACAUUGAAUCUUCAAAAUAGUAAUUUAAAAUGCACUUACAAAAACGAUAUCAGUUUUUACAGCUUGUAAACUAUUCACAAGAUGACAAUUAUAGUAUCUGAAUAUUUCUAUUUAUACAAUACAAGUCGUGCAGAAUUAAAACAAAACAUUGAAUUUUGUUGUGUAUAUACCAAGCAACAAUGUUAGAGGAGACUUAAGAAUCAGAUCAUAAGUGUACAAUAGUAGCAGUUUGUGCCAGGCAACACCAGCUACAACACUUUUCCAAGUGUGCUAUUAUUAAUAUAAUUUAAUAAUGUAAAGAAAUGAGUGUUUACCUCAUAUUAAUAAACAAAAAGUAACCUAUUUUUAUACAGACAGUUUACAGUGACGUCCAAUAACCUAAUUCUCUUAACCUAUUCUAAUGAGUGUUUCCUACUAUGCCAGAGACUUCUAUAUUAUAUAACUUUCUAUUUUCAUUUUGUCCUUGUAACUUAUAUCUGCCUCCUCACCUUUCUUUCAUCCUCCAUCACCUCAGGUUCUCCUAAUCCACUAACAUUACUGUUUUCUCCAACAGUCUCAUUAGUCGUUCCAGUAACUCAAAACCACUUUCAUGAUCAUCUACUUUCCCCUCCCCCUGUGAAACACACUCCCCCUGUGAAACACACUCCCCAUGUGGAACACACACUCCCCCUAUUGAACACAUACUCCUCUGUGGAACACACUCCCCCUGUGAAACACACACUCCUCCUAUGGAACACCCCCCAUCUGUGGAACACACACUCCCCCUGCAGAACACACACUCCCCCUAUGGAACACACACUCUCCCUGUGGAACACACAUUCCCCCUGUGGAACAAACUGCUAAACGACCUUGAUACUUCGAAGGCAAUGGGACCGGACAACAUCUCCCCAUGGAUCCUUAGAGAGGGAGCAGAAAUGCUGUGUAUGCCACUAACCACAAUCUUCAACCCAAUCUUGAAACCGGCAACUACCUGAGGUAUGGAAGACGGCAAAUGUAGUUUCCAUUUUAAAAAAGGAGACAGAAAAGAGGCACUAAACUAUAGACCAGUGUCACUGACGUGUGUAGUAUGCAGAGAAGAUUAUCAGGAGGAGAGUGAUGGAGCAACUGGAAAGGAACAAGAGUAUAAACAACAACUGGCACGUAUUCAUGAAGACAAAUCCUGUGUCACAAACCUUCUGGAGUUUUAUGAUAAAGUAAGAGAAGUAAGAUACGAGAGAGAGAGGUGGAUUGAUUGCAUUUUCUUGGACUGCAAGAAGGCCUUCGACACAGUUCCUCACAAGAGAUAAGUGCAGAAGCUAGAGGAUCAGGCGCGUAUAACAGGAAGGGCACUGCAAUGGAUCAGAGAAUACCUGACAGGGAGGCAACAACGAGUUAUGGUACGUGAUGAGGUAUCACAGUGAGCACCUGUGACGAGCGGGGUUCCACAGGGGUCGGCCCUAGGACCAGUGCUAUUUUUAGUAUGUGUGAAUGACAUAAUGGAAGGGAUAGACUCAGAAGUGCCCCUGUUUGCAGGUAAUGUGAAGUUAAUGAGGAGAACUAAAUCAGAUGAGGAUUAGGCAGGGCUUCAAAGAAACCUGGGCAGGCUGGACACCUGGUCCAGCAACUGGCUUCUCGAAUUUAACCCUGCCAAGUGCAAAGUCAUGAUCGGGGAAAGGAAAAGAAGACCGCAGACAGAGUAUAACAUCGAGUACGUCUUCAGAAGCACACACCACCCAGAUAACUGCUGCAGCAUAUGGGCACCUGGCAAACCUGAGAACAGCGUUCCAGUACCUUAAUAAGGAAUCGUUCAAGACACUGUGCAUCAUGUACGUCAGGCCCAUACUGGAAUAUGCAGCACCAGUUUGGAACCCACACUUGGUCAAGCACGUCAAGAAAUUAGAGAAAGUGCAAAGGUUUGCGACAAGGUUAGUUCCAGAGCUAAGGGGAGAAAUGAUAACGACAUUAAAAAUACUGCUUGGGAUAGACAAGUUGGACAGAGACGGAUGUUCCAGAGAGGGGACACAGAAACAAGGGGUCACACUUGGAAGUUGAAGACUCAGAUGAGUCAAAGGGAUAUUGGAAGUAUUUCUUCAGUCAUAGAGUAGUCAGGAAGUGGAAUAGUCUAGCAAGUGAUGUAGUGGAGGCAGGAACCAUAGCUUUAAGACGAGGUAUGAUAAAGCUCAGGGAGCAGGGAGAGAGAGGACCUAGUAGCUUUCAGUAAACAGGCGGGGCCAGGAGCUGAGUAUCGACCCCUGCAACCACAAUUAGGUGAGUACACUCCCUUGUGGAACACCCCCCCCGUGGAAUACACAGUCCCCUGUGAAACACACUGUGGAGCACACACUCCCCUGUGGAACACACUGGAACACACACACUCCACUGUGGAACACACAAUCCCCCUGUGGAACACACUGUAGAACACACACUUCCGCUUGUGGAACACACUGUGGAAUACAUACAAGCACAUUCCCCUGUUAAACACCUAAUACCUUGCCUUGAGAAGCACCCGUC